AAAGCUUCCUGAUAGAACAGCAGCAGAGCAGCGUGCCGGGCGAGUGAGUUUCUGUGAGUACACUGCACUUCUACUGAAGAGAAGAAUAACGGAUUUAAGACGGUUCGCGGUACCGGGAAAGAUCCGCUUUUGAUACAAAAAGCGAGGAGCUGAAUCUAAAGGUAACGCCGCUGGGAAAGAAAAGAUGACGGAGGGUCGAGUGUGCCAAGUGCUUCUCCUGGACGACAGGAAACUAGAACUGCUGGUUCAGCCAAAGCUCCUGUCACGGGAACUCUUGGAUUUGGUUUCUUCCCAUUUUAACCUCAAAGAAAAGGAGUACUUUGGAAUAACCUUCAUUGAUGACACGGGCCAGCGGAAGUGGUUGCAGAUGGACCGCAGGGUCCUAGACCAUGACUUCUCUAAGAAGAGUGGACCAAUUGCCCUGAAGUUCCUUGUCCGGUUUUAUAUUGAGAAUAUUACAUACCUGAAGGAGAACACAACGGUGGAACUGUUUUUCCUAAAUGCAAAAUCUUCUGUCUACAAUGGGGACAUCGAGGUUGAAAGUGAAAACGUCUUUAAAUUGGCUGCUUACACAUUGCAGGAGGCUAAAGGAGACUACACCAGUGAUGAAACCACAAGAACGGACUUGAAGAAGCUCCCUACUCUUCCAACGAAAGUUCUUAAAGAGCACCCUUCCCUCGCCUACUGUGAGGACAGAGUGAUUGAGCAUUACAAGACUCUGAAAGGGCUCACACGAGGCCAAGCUGUCGUACAGUAUUUGGCUUUGGUGGAAUCCCUUCCAACAUAUGGGGUGCAUUAUUAUGGAGUAAAGGACAAACAAGGGAUUCCAUGGUGGCUGGGAAUUAGCUACAAAGGGGUCGGUCAGUACGAUUUGCAGGACAAGCUGAAACCUCGAAAGUUGUACCAGUGGAAGCAGCUGGAGAACCUGUAUUUUCGUGAGAAGAAAUUUGCUGUUGAGGUGAACGACCCCCACAGGAGGGCAGUGUCCAAGCGCACUUUUGGGCAGACUGGUCUGGUCAUCCACACUUGGUAUGCCAGCCACUCUCUGAUUAAGACCAUUUGGGUGAUGGCCAUCAGUCAACACCAGUUCUAUUUGGACAGGAAGCAGAGCAAAGCAAAAAUAACCACAGCCAGAAGUUUGGGCGAUAUCGCCAUGGACCUCACAGACGUAGGGGCUCCGCGGAUCAGCAAGCUGGGAUGCCUGGACGUGAAAAACCAGCUGAUCAUGGCCAGCAACGGCAGCCUGGUGUCUACAGGGUCAGCUGACUCCGAGGUGAGCGAGGAGCAGAAGAAGGAGAAGAUCUGUGAGCUGAAGAAGAAGGAGAAGGAGCUGCAGGAAACUUUGGCCCUGAAGGUGGAAGAGCUCAAGGCGCUGUGCUUGAGAGAGGCUGCACUGACUGGAAGGCUGCCCAAAGACUACCCGCUGUCCUCAGGCGAGAAAGCCCCUCACAUCCGACGCCGCGUGGGCACUGCGUUCAAACUGGAUGACAUGUUCCCAUACAACGAGGAUCCUUACCUGAGAAACCUGGAGAGCAGGUUUGCUCUCCAGCAGAAAAUCGUCGAGGCAGCCAAGAAGCUGGCCAGCGAGCCUGAGCUCUGCAAAACCGUGAAGAAGAAGAGGCGGAGAAACUGCCAGGACGCCAUGAGGAAGAUGAAGGACAUCGAGGUCGAGAUCAACUCUUAUCGGAUCAGGACCGGGAAGAAGCCCACGCAUCCUGUGAUCCUGGCCGAUGAAGGAACUGCGGCAGAUCUGUGCUCCCUCUCUGACAGCUUGACAUUGGACGAGAAUGUGUGUGCUGGACUCCAAAGGCAGCGAUCGCGGUCGGUGCAGUACUCGCCUGGCCCCAGUCUCACCGAGUCCAUGGGCUUCGAAUACCUGCCUGGCAGACGGGGUUCUGGGAACAACCAGCAUAUAGAUAUGGGCCUCAACAGAUUAAAAUACAGCGAGGUCCAGGAUCCGCUGCACUACAGCCACAGAGACGCCUUAUCGACGCACAGCAGCCCCUACAAGCUUCCAUCCCGACAGCCCCGUGACGCACAGAGCAUGCCCCCCACCCCAAUAAUGACCCGCAACGCCUACAGCAGCAUCCAGCUGAGGUCGGACGAAGACGCCCAGCUCUUCCGGCAGCGGAGCGGCAGCCUGGAGUCCCAGUCGCAGUUCCUGGCGGUGACGGAGCCCCCGAACCCCCCCUUCCCCCUGUCCCCCGCCCGGCGGAGCAACAGCACCGAGGUCCUGGACGACGGCUCGUCCUACACCAGCCAAUCCAGCGUGGAGUACAGCUUCCACGGCAACCCCACCUCCUCCCGCCCCCGCGGGCGCUGGCGCCACAAGAAGAACGUCUACGCCAACUCGGGCAGCAUGCCCAACCUGGCACAGAACGACGGCCACUGCUACGCCUACCAGCCCCCGCCCCAGCCCCGCCAGACCUCCACCGCCUACUACGUCACCGGCUACCCCUGCCACCCCGACCCCGAACCCUACCCCAACGUCUACGAGAGCGAACUGGAGGGCCACUACAACGUCAACCCGGCCUACCACGCCCCGGCCUACCACGGGCACGACCGGUACGCUCACUACGGCGAGGACGAGGUGGACAGCUUCGCGCAGAACCCCUACGCCACGCUGCGGCCGCCCAGGAACCGGCCGGGGCCCCGGGGGGGCGAGCAGCUGGCCAAGAACUUCCAGAAGGCCCUGGUGGCGGAGCACCUGCGCGGAUGGUACAACCGCAACACGGGACACAAGCACGUGAGCUACGACUACGACCGCGGCUCGCAGCAGAGCCUGGGCUACCAGACCAUGCCGGCCCCCUUCGGUAGCUCCAGCAGGGCCACGUCCUACUCCUCAGUCUCUUCAGCCGCCAGUGCUGGAAACUGGCGCAGUCAGUUAGCCGUGGGGCUAACGGAGUACGACAUGUCUCCAUCGCCCCAGCAGCCUUACCCAGGGUCCUACAGCACAGGCUACAGCAGCACCCCCUCAUACAGCAGAUACGGCUCCUGCCAGCACUCAGAGUGCCCCUGCCACAGCGCUGAGAGCCCGCAGCGCUGUGCCUUCCUGCCCGCUAGCCCUUCCUCCUCCUCUUCCUCCUCCUCCCUCCUCUCAUCCCUCCCUCCCUCCUCCCCUCGCUGCGUGGCGGAGCGACCGGGCCCCGCUCCCCAACAGCCCCAGAGCCUCAGAAACGAGCGGCUCAUUAAGUACCCCCACGCUAAAUGUAGCCCACGAUAGUCGUACGUAGACGUGAACCAAAUGGAAACGCCCACCUGCAGUCAGAUAAACAGCAGUUUAGAUCCAGAGGACCAGAUGUUGUACUGGCACGAGGACUCCAAGCCUGGAACGAUAGUCUAGGGCGCUGCCAGCAGCCAUUGUCUGGACACACACUCUAUCUAUCUCUUAUUUACAUGUGCCUUGCACCACACUUUUCAGGCAAGGAUUUCUCCAAAAAGCCAAAAGCAACAACAGCCGAGGAAUCGAACCACACAAAUGCAAAACCUGUUCUGAAAUUGAUCCUGUAAAAAAGCCCUAUGCUUUCAGACAUGCAGCAUUGAACAGAGGUAGUUGAGUUUUGGGCUUGUGUGUGUGUGUGUGUGUGUGUGUGUGUGUGUGUGUGUGUGUGUGCGUGCGCGCAUGUGGGUGCGUGAUGUGUGUGGGUGCGUGUGUGUGCAGUGAUGGCACUUCAGUUACAGACUUGAAUGGCACUUGGAAAAGGCGGGUGUGGGGUUCAGACUCGCUAGCAGCACAGUAAGGAAACUAACUUUACCACUGAGCACACGGCCCUGUUGAAGGAUAGUUCAGACUGACUGACCGCCUUGAGAAUCUCAGGAGCUUUUUGAAAUGAAGGACCCGCCGCACAACAGCUUGGAGUACAGCUCGUCUCUAGAUCAAUAGAAUCUGUAGAAACAUCCUGGCACAACUACGUAUGCACACAGUUUUCUUUCAGAAUUGGAAUGCUAACCUUUUUCCCGUGAUAAUUGGUACAAUAUAUAAUUUAUGAUGGCUGUAUGCAAUUUUAUAUGUAAUGUUGAAGUGCGCAAGUGUCCCAGUGAAACGUUGCACCCCAUGAAUGUUUAUGUCUAACGGUCUCCUUUUCCUGAUUUCCUUAACAUGUUGAUAAUCUAUGAUAAAUGUUGGCAAACAGAUCCUCAGAAAUCGUCAUUUUAAGCACUCGUGGGUUACCUUUGUACUGUGUUUUAGGGAUCUGUUGUUUUGCAUUAUGGCAUUGCAAAGUAACGCGCCUCACAAUUUUGGCCAUAUUACUGCCCGAUUACAAAUAUCAUGCAGUUUAGCCAUUUACAUGCACAUGAAUUAUUUUUAAUUUGUACAAAAUAUUUUUUAAUUCAUUUUACCAGUUAUCACCGUUUUGUAGUUCACAACGGCUCCAUCAUAGAAUCCCAGAUUUUUCUAAGAUACGUAUUUGCAUCCCAUGCUGGAUUCCAUGGUCUGGUGCUCUUCCCUCGCGACAGAAGGGAUUUGUAUGUACUUGUUCAUAUUGUAUAUAUGAUGUAUUUGGGUUUCUUUUUUGUGAUCAUUUUUUUAUGUGUUUAAAAGCAUGUAAUAUAUAGUAAACUAUUUGUUUGGUAAGCUGGUUCUUAGUCAUUUGUAUCUUUUAUUACUAAAUGCAUUUCAAUUAAAAAUGUAAACAUUCAAAGGAAUAUGCCUUUAUUAUUUAGAACAUUUUUAAUGAAUUAAAAAAAAUGUAAUUGGUUGUAGUUUUAUUUAAAGAAUACUGCUUUCCAAUAGCUUGACCUAGAUCAUUCUAUAUAUUCCAGACCAUUGUAGGUAUUAUUCUAGAACGUUCAUGGUUUUAUUGCAUCCAAGAGAGAAACUGGCCAAUACCAGUAACUACCUUAAUAAGGUAGUUGUUCAACAGGAAGUGUUUGCGACCUGUUCAGUUUCCUCACAUUACUGCGAGUCAUAACCAUACAUUAUCUUUCAUACUAUCCUCAUUUCAUGCUUUUACUUCUAAUUUAUUACUUUGGUGCAUGUGUGGCCUUUAACCUUACCACUCUGAGUUGCUGUUAGAGUGUAAUUAUGAGCCAGAGGUUAUGGUAAUGGCAGGAGAAGUCCCUCUGGGGAUGCAUAAUUCAGUUAGACUGAUUAGAUUUAAAUCCAGAUCAAUUUAAUUAAAUGGCUGAAUUAAUUUGUCUUGAGCCUACAUGAUUAGUAUAUGGCCUUUUACAGUAAUGUCACUACUACGUGAGAUGUGUAGUUUUCUUCUGAAAAGGGAUUUUUGUCAAAAAAUGAAAACCUAAUCAAUUCUUCCAUUUCCAGGAGUAAACCAUUAGUGUGUUCACAUGGA
Molecule: messenger RNA, 5294 nt
Organism: Conger conger (European conger)
Lineage: Eukaryota; Metazoa; Chordata; Actinopteri; Anguilliformes; Congridae
Gene: frmd4ba
Product: FERM domain containing 4Ba
Exons: 24
Coding region: 185-3223 (1012 amino acids)
Biological process (GO): establishment of epithelial cell polarity
Cellular component (GO): cytoskeleton; bicellular tight junction; adherens junction
Molecular function (GO): cytoskeletal protein binding
Source: RefSeq, a predicted model, not a curated record